GUCUCCGUCACGUCUCCAUCACGUUAACGUCUCCAUCACAUCUCCAUCAUGUUAACGUCUCCAUCACGCCUCCGUCACGUUAACGUCUUCGCAAAUCAGUUUUUGGGAUGUUUCUGUUUGCUGGUGUUUUGAGUUGCCGUGGAGUUGUCCUCUCAGAGUCGGCGUAUUAACAUCAACCUGAGCCUACAGUCCCACACACAAACACAGAGAUGAAACCAGCCCAAAGCCACGGUGAUAAAAGACGAUGUAAAAACAUGAUGUUGUGGCAACAGAGGCUGACUCUUCAUCACAGCCAGGCUCUGGCUGCCGGGCUGGAGUCUGCAUACACUCGGCUUUAACAUCACUCGGGGUUCUUUGUGUUUGUGCAGAUGUUAGCAGCAUAAUGCAGCUGUUUCUGUCAGUCUGCACUCGCCCAGCACACGCCUGGUAGUUCUGACCGCUCCGCCAUUUUCCUCCAUCAGCUGAUUGCCAUGGGAAUAAAAACGUCGUGUUUAGUUUUUAAUUUUUUCUUCCUGCCGUGCUGAUAGCUGAAGAACUUUUGUAAUGCGAGUAACAGCAUAGUAGUAACUGUAUUGUGAUUACAGUAACGCGUUACACAAACACUGAGCGACGGAGAUCAGGGGAGAGCACGCCAUCAAACAUGGAGUCACGUUUCCGUGAGAGAGCGCCGAGCACGCAGUUACUAAAUCACUAAAUAAAAUAAUGAAACGUCAUGGACAGCACACACAGCGGGACGGCUCUCUUCCACUCAGUUACUUUUUAUUCUAAGAGUAAUCGCACUACUGUAGUUUCUCAGCAGUAAUUAAGCUCCAGUUUCCUCCUCCGAGCUUCGUCCCUCCUCCUCCUCCUCCCUUCAUGUUUAUGGUCUUCCACAGGUGAAGGAUUGAGGAGCUGUGUGUCUGCGUGCUCACUGAUCGAGACCCGUUUUUGUUGUAGUUUUGUGUGCGGAGGUAACAAUGCUGUACAUGUGGUGUAAGUUUAGACCUCACCGUUCUUCCCUCUGUCUCUAGGUUUGCUUUUCCUUCUUUUUAUUUAUGGUGUUAAUGAAGGGACGCUUUCACAUCCAAAGUCUUAUUAUUGUUCAGACGAGAAGUUUUCUAGCAGAACAAUCAGUUUGUACCAAUCAGACAAGUUUUAUUUUGUAGGCUUUUAUUUGUCACAGAAGUUUCCUGUUUGUUCGUGUCUGUAGAUUGAUUUUUGUAAAAACAAAAAACAAAGAAAAAAAGAUGACGUUGAACCAAACGGGCUAAAGUUCUUCAGCGCAUCUCGAUGCUCGAUCAGACACUCGUUGUGUCCAUAUGUAUCGAUGCGAGCGGCCGAGUCCACUCCUGACCGGUCUGAGCGAAACUGCAGGUCUGUGAAGAUCAGAGGUUUUAUUUUCCAAAACACAUUUAAGUUCCUGUGUUCCUGUUUUCACGUUGACCCCAUCACAGGGUUAAAAAAGCUUCUGAAUGAGCUUCAGUGAAACCUGCAGACGCCUCGUUACCUGAUUGGCUGACCAAACCUGGAGUCGGCACAUUUCUAUCAUCGAAUAAUGAAAACUGAUGUAUGUAAGAAGAUAGCAGCCACAUGGUGAUAAUAAUGAUGCAUUAUUUAAUUUAUUUUGAUUUUCUGAUCUUUGUAAUGAUUGAUGAACUAGCCGCUGUGUGAGGAAGAUGUAGACACCUUUAGAUGUGAACCGUUCUGAUGGCGAGGUGACAAAUGGCAGACGUGCUGUACAUACACGCAGAGGCGUAGAGGUUUGUGUUUGUAGCGUGGACGUUUGCCUGAACCGAGUAUCUGAUGUACUGUUGUAAAAUAAAUGUUUCUGAUGCUUCGGAGCCUCGCUGUCUCUCUCUGGGUUUAAUCUACCACUGUAAUCUGUAAUCCACACAUUUUACCAGACCUUUGUUACUUUAUUCUCAAAGAAUACCACUCUAGUUGUAAAAAAUGGGAUUCUUUGGUUUUCUUUACAUUGAUGUCAGUUUCUGCAGGUAGUAGUAGCUGACGGCAGCAAAAAACAGCAAUGUUACUAACAGAAAAGUUCAGAAUAUCUUCAACAACUCACCUCAGUACGGCAGUCAUUGGUCAGCAGUGAGCGCUGACUCACUGACUCGUAUCAUACUCCUUUCAUAAAGUUUUACAGCCUCCCCCAGAGGAAAUACACACAGAGCAUUAUCAUUCCCAACGCGUAACAUACCAACGAUUUGUCACGUUGGUCAGUAUGUUACACGCUGGGAUGAGAACGUGUUGAUAGAGAUGGAUGCUUCUCGCCUGCAAUGACAGCUGAGGAAAACAGUAGACUGCCAGCCUACACAUGUACUGAAACACUACUGGGUGGAUCGGGUCCAGAGUACAAAUAAAAGUUAUUUUAUUCUUUAUUUAGCGCUAAUUGUUUACAUUAUUCUAAUAUCGUAAAAAAUAUUUGUCCUACGGUGGCCACCAUAGCUGGGUUAUGCACUUCAAUUGGGGAAAAGACAGAACUCUGCUGCCAUCUAGUGGCGAGGUUUAACACACUGUAUCUUAAGUAUUAAGCUUAAAUUGCUGAAUUAUAGUGGUGAGAUUUCAUUAUUAUGUAAUAACUGAUGUGUGAGGAAUAAUAUGUAGUCUGGUUUAAAAGUGUGCAGUGCUGGGUUCCCUUGUUUCAAAGAAUAAUAUUAUCAAGAUGUGACAGUACCAAAGUGGUCAGCAGGAGGCGCUGUUGUGUCAGCUUGAACAAUUAGAAAACUAAAAAUCCCAAAGUGGUGCGAGUGUUUCGGUGUUUCAGAGUCUCACAGGCUUACCGGCCGGGUGCUGGAGCUGUGAAACAAAUGAUUUUCACAGUCACACACCUGAAGUGCCCCGGCAACAAAAACCCUGCCCCCCUCCCAAAAAACUGAGAGCCCUCCAAAAUAAAGGCCCACACAGGAAAUGGUUAACUGUUGAGGAUAAACGCUAUAAUCUGACAGCCAUUCUCAAACACUUAUAUCAGACAGAUAUUGUAAACUAUCAGAUAAAAGCUGUACUGAUGUGUUGUCUUCCUCUGUGACCUGUUUGUGAAAUACUGCCUCAGAUCUAAAACUUUAAAAGGCUGAAGCAGAAAACCAGAGCUGAAGGAUCAGGCUGAGCUUCAGUGAUGGUGUAACUGAAGGAAAGGCUGUUCCAGCACGGCCAGGGCUUAAUCGGUCCACAUACCAGCCUCCUCAUAUGGACUGUGUGUGUGUGUGUGUGUGUGUGUGUGUGUGUGUGUGUGUGUGUGUGUGUGUGUGUGUGUGUGUGUGUGUGUGAGAGGCUGAAACCUGACGCCCCCUCAGGUCAGCCCCCCUGCACACAUUUCUGCAGAUGGUGAGGAAGAACAAGCAGACUCUGAGAAUAGGAUAGAGUUUUGGUGAGGAAGACUUCUGGACUCUUUCUCACGGGACACAUUUGGCGUCUCUGAAGAGAAGCGUUCACGAACCGUCUGACCUCCAGCUGUCUCUGGGUGUGUGAGCACCCGUCGAGUACUCGCAGCACUGACAGGACGACGGCAGAGGUAGAACGUUCAGUGAGUCUUUGAUAAUCCAUCUGAAGUAUCAAGAGGACCACUUCCUGCUGGUGGCUGUCUCUGUUUAGGAAACUGUGUGCAUCACGUAGCAAGUCAGGCAGCCCAUAGGAGGAUCAGCAGUGUGACGUCCUGAACUCUUCCACCUGCAGCAGAGACACAGGAAGGUGAGCUUGUUUCCUGUCUCUUUUUUGUGGCGCAGCUCUGUGGUCUCUCCAUCGUCACCUCCCCACUCGUCAGCCUCAUUAAACUGAACCACAACUUAAACUGUGUGGAAGAAGUGGGAGAGGAAUGGGCUCUGAGUCAGGUGUUCGUGUUGUGACCGUAUGCAUGGAGCUGAACAGCAUUUAUCUCAGUAUGUGGCAGACAAACGCAGCAUCUUGAUUGGCUGCUUUCCCCUAAAGUCAGCACAGGUGACUGAGAGGUGCACAGGUCUGUGUGAAACCCAGAGAGGGUCCAGCAGACCGAGCAGCAGCUGAGGCUGAGAAAGUGUUUAGUUACAGGAAAUAACACAAUAACGCAGUAACACUACGUUACGCUGCAUUUAUAUCUGAUGUUCACACGAGCGGUGAACUUCAGUGUCAAAGGGGAAACCUGCAGUCUGAGCUCGUGUAUUCACAGUGUCCCAAGCUCCCAGCCCGGGGAGACGCCGCGAUACUAGAUGAAUUAUUAAUAAUUGCAUUCAAGCUGAUUCAGAGUCUCGUCUGUCACCGUAUAAGAAUUAAUCUCCUGUCAGUGUGCAAAGGCAUCGCGCCUUUAUUUUGAAAGGCAUGGCAAAAACAGUCCAAACAGUGUGAAUAAGUCUGGACAGAUGAUGUUGAUGGAUGAUUUUAGAUGAUAAAAAUCAUCCCAUGAAGCACCACAGCUCCCAAACACUUGUCAUUUUGCACAAACAGGGUCAUUCAUAAUUAGCAGCCGUCUCACAAAGUCGCGGUUAUGCAGCCAUCUUGAAUUUUCUUUCAUCAGCAGGCGGAUUAGAAGAGCAGACGUGCAGAUGUUGGUACCUGUGAAAAUAAUUGUUCUCCUUCUCUCUUAGAAAAACUGCAGAUUUAAGUUUCACAUCUUAGACCCCGAGGUUACGUCCACCUUUUAACUACAGUCUGUGUGUGUGUCAGCGGUGCUGCUUCACAAAAUUCACAGCUUUGUGUCUUUGCUAAAGUGAAGUGAGUGGUUGUACUGCUUUUACCGGGAGGAGGUGAAGCUCGGCCGAGUGGCCAUGUCGCUGUCAGCUGACCUGACCUGCCUGCAGGGCAGCAGAGGCGCCGAGCGCGAGGCGGCACUGGCCACGCUGGAGAAACAGCUGAUCUGCCCCAUCUGCCUGGAGAUCUUCAACAAACCCGUCGUCAUCCUGCCGUGCGAGCACAACCUGUGCAGGAAGUGUGCCAACGAGCUCUACCAGCCAUCUCUGUUCCACGCUCGGACCACCAUGUUGGUGAACAGCGGCCGUUUCCGCUGUCCGUCCUGCAGACAAGAAGUGGUUCUGGACCGCCACGGCGUCUACGGCCUUCAGCGAAACCUGCUGGUGGAGAACAUCAUCGACAUCUACAAAGAGGAAAUCAACAGCACCAGGCCCCUCCCUCCGCCUUCACCUCCACCUCCUGCUCAUACAACAUGCUCCGACCAUGAGGGAGAAAAGGUGAACAUCUACUGCCUCACCUGUCAGGUUCCCACCUGCUCGCUCUGCAAAGUCUUCGGGGCCCAUCAGUCCUGUGAGGUGGCUCCUCUGAGCGCCAUCUACCAGCAGCAGAAGGACCAGCUGAGCGAAGGCGUCGCCUCUCUGAGUGCGUUCAGCGACAAAGUCCAGACUCUGAUCAGUGAGCUGGAGGAGACCUGCAGACACAUAGAGGAGAACUGCAGCACUCAGAAACAGAGCGUGUGCGAGAAGUUCAACCGCAUGUUCUCCAUCCUGGAGGAAAGACAGAAGGCGAUGACGCAGCGAAUCACCUCUGAGCAGGAGGAGAAGACGGGCCACGCACGGGCGCUGGUGCGUUGCUAUGGUGAUAGCAUGGCAGCCAACAGCAGGCUGGCGGAGAGCGCCGCGAGCAGCAUGGAGGAGCCCAACAUGGCCGCCUUUGUUCAGGGUUCAGCAGAGAUGAUCACAAAGGUGAAGGCGGCGAGCGCCUCAGGUCCGUCUGAGACGCUGAGACCAGGUUACGAGCGCCUGAGUCUUUACAGGUUUAACUUCAGCGAGCAGGAGAGGGCGCUGAAGAGCAUUGACUUCAUCAAAGUGGUGGAGGAUGUUCCUGAAGAACCACAGCUGGAUCCAGAGCCAGGAGAACCCAAAGAACCUUUGAUCCAGAACACAGAACCAAACGGCAACCAGGAGGCCGCAGAGGAGGUUUCGCAGUGGGACACUCCUGAGCUGGACUCGGGUCACAUCACGGAGGAAGAGGAGGAAGCAGCGGCGGAUCCAGUUAAAGAGGGUGGCGAACAGCAGGAGGGAAUGAGCACACAGCAGGCUGUCACGCUGUUCUUCUACCUGCUCGCCCUCCUGGUUAUCCUGCAGAGGGCGUGGGUUUACGUCAGCUGCUUCAUUUGCACAUAAACGCCACACGGAGCUGCACGAACAUCACUGCUGCACAGCUCAGGUGGAGACCCAUGGCCCUCGCCUCGCUGCCUCCACCUCCUCCACCUCCGCCUCAUCUGCCCAGUUUUUCUCCUGGCUGAGCCCCGCCCACAACAAGAGUUAGGCGGGGAUGGGGGGGUCGUUAGAGACACUGUUAGGGUCUUAUUUUGAAAUUUUGACUGAGUAAUUAAAUUUUUGGGCUUGUUUUUGUAGAAAGUGUGACAGACGAUCACUGACAUGACAGGAAGUGAAAGCAGAGAAAUAAAGAGGUUCACAGGCCGAGGAGGCGUUUAUGUGUGAGUUUGUGUGAUGAUGCUUCUCAGAUAUUCAUUGUUGAUGUUUAAAUAAUAACUUUUCUGACGCUGAGUUUGUUUCAUGACUCUGACUCACUUUUUCUUUUGUCAGCGUUAAAAUGACAAAUCCACAGACGUGGUGUUUGUGCGUGUGUCAUGAGGGCGACGAGCGUCUCACAGGUUUAAAAAUGACAUCGGUCAGAUUUCUGUGGCCGGAGACGCUCUGCGUGCUGUGAAGAGCUGUUCUGCAUUUGCAUUCACAGAUAAACACAAAGUGUCAAACCAAAGUAUUUCAGCAGCAUUUUGCAGCUGUGCUGAGGAAAAACCACUUCCUGUUUGGAGGACUGGUCUUUAAAAAUAAAAGCACCAGGGUCAGUGUAUCUUCAGAGCCGGAGUCAGAGCGCCACAUGAGAAAUGAGACGGCGUGUUCAGUUAAACACGUCAGUGUGACGUUUUUGUGUUUCUGCUGCUGUAAAAUGUGUCGUCAUUUAAAAACAUGUUGGUCUAAAGUAAAUCUGUCACCUGUGCUCCUGGAGUUCAUGCAGAGCCGGUGUUCUGACAAACCAUCCUACUUUGGCAAAACGUCCUACCGUAAAUAGUUUAUGCACAUUUCUGCUGUCACAGAGUAAUUCCAGCACAAAAUUAAGUAGGUAUGACACUUUGCCACUUCAUUUUACCCAUUAAAGUAUGCUUGUAGGUAACAUUUACAAAGGUAGCAUGGUUUGGCACUUCAUUUUACCCAUCAGAGUAUGUUUCUAACUCAUAUUCACAAAGGUAGGAUAGUUCGCCAAUGAAUUUCGUGUUGUGCACAUGCGCAGAAACAGCGGGUAUGAUGGUUUGUCAGGUAGGAUGGAUUCCCACAACACCUGGUUUCUGCCACAGCUAACAGUAAUGCUAAUUAUCAAAACAUUGUUUUCUGUGUGUUAUUGUAGGUCUUACAAUAUGAAAGCACCUGAGGCAUCUGUUGUUGUGAUUUGUUGUUUCUGUAACAGGUAAUCCACGAGCAUGCACAAGCUCUGAAAAAUAACAAAGCACAUCAAUAUUAAUUUUGAUUGAUUAUUGAUUAUUUUUUAUGCUAAUUUACAGAAAAAUGAAUUUGAGAGGUUGAAUGUUGUGACUGCUCUUAGAUAUACAAGGUGCUCGCUCAAGUUUGUGAAUAAAAUCAGUAUUUCAGUUUGAAAUUCCUCAAUCCUGUUUAAAGAGGCACGACUCACUAUAUUAAAUAUAUAUGAAAUAAAA
Molecule: messenger RNA, 7597 nt
Organism: Oreochromis niloticus (Nile tilapia)
Lineage: Eukaryota; Metazoa; Chordata; Actinopteri; Cichliformes; Cichlidae
Gene: trim101
Product: tripartite motif containing 101
Exons: 11
Coding region: 4716-6044 (442 amino acids)
Biological process (GO): regulation of microtubule cytoskeleton organization
Cellular component (GO): cytoplasm
Molecular function (GO): zinc ion binding
Source: RefSeq, a predicted model, not a curated record